AUGGUUUUCGCGCCACUGGAAUUUAACAAGAAGCAGCCAUUGGCAUUGAAAACCACUGCUCCUGUUGACGUUAACGAACCAUCCUGCUCUAGAGAUUUUGUCGAGCCUAUCGAUAUCGAUCAACCUUCAUAAAAAGAGCAAAGCUCUGACUCAAAAGCUGACGACACUAUAACAAAAAAACUGAAAAAGAGGCAAAAGUGUUUGGCAUUAAAAGAAACUUGUCCUCAGGAAAAUCUUUAA
Acanthoscelides obtectus is the source of this 240-nucleotide messenger RNA. Lineage: Eukaryota; Metazoa; Arthropoda; Insecta; Coleoptera; Chrysomelidae. The record is from the annotation of a GenBank genome assembly.